GUUGACUGGAAUUAUUCACCAAAAAACAAAGCUGUUGACUGGAAUUUGAUACAAAUCAUCAUGUGUGUUGGCACCUGUUAAAAAGACAAAAGACUUUUCCAGGGUGUUUUCAAAGAUGAUGGCUGAUUUUCUCUGCUGAUGAUGAGUUGUUUUAUUCCUUCUUAUAUUUUUAUCCUAUUCGUCUUUAAUUGUUCAGUAUUUGUUGUAAAGCACCCACACGCUCAUCUUACUCCAAAGUCUAUCCGGAUCAUUCAGGGGACUAUCUGACUCUCCCGAUUAUUACAGGUAACAAUGGUUGAUAAUGGGUGGAUCUAUGAUACACCUGUCCACUCUGAUGUGGAGGCCAAGUUGAGACACUUCCUUCUUGACCUUCAAAAUGAUAUACUUGGAAUACAGGUAUGCGCUUAUAAAGAUGGAGAGGUUAUUAUUGACACUGCUGCUGGAGUACUUGGUGAAUAUGAUCCUCGUCCAGUUCAGCCUGAUACCCUUUUUCCAGUUUUCUCUGCAACAAAGGGUAUCACAUCAGGAAUGUUGCAUUGGCUGGUUGACAACGGAAAAUUGAAGUUAGAUGAAAAUGUAGCAAAUAUAUGGCCAGAAUUUGGAUCAAAUGGGAAGGAUCUCAUAAAGGUCCAUCAUGUGCUUAAUCAUACAUCUGGUCUGCAUAAUGCCACAUCAGACUUUCUUAAAGAAAACCUACUACUACUGUCUGACUGGGAUGGAUGUUUGAAUCACGUUGCAAUGUCUGCACCUGAGACUGAACCUGGCAAGUUCCAGUUGUAUCACUCUCUAUCUUUUGGGUGGCUAUGUGGUGGAAUUAUUGAGUGUUUUUGUGUUGUUGUAACUUGUAAGCACCAAACCACUCAAUCUUACUCCAGAGAGGCUAUCAGGAUCAUCUGGGGAACUAUCCAGCUCUCCAGAUUAUUACAGGUCAAGGGAGCAAUGGCUGAUGAUGGGUGGAUCUAUGAUACACAUAUCCGCUCUGAUGUGGAAGCCAAGCUGAGGCACUUCCUUGUUGGCCUUCAAAAUAAUAUACUUGGAAUUCAGAUAUGCGCUUAUAAAGAUGGAGAGGUUAUUAUUGACACUGCUGCUGGAUUGCUUGGUGAAUAUGAUCCUCGUCCAGUUCAGCCUGAUACCCUUUUUCCAGUUUUCUCUGCAACAAAGGGUAUCACAUCCGGAAUGUUGCAUUGGCUGGUUGACAAUGGAAAAAUGAAGCUUGAUGAAAAUAUUGCAAAUAUAUGGCCAGAAUUUGGAUCAAACGGGAAGGAUCUCAUGAAGGUCUAUCAUGUGCUUAAUCAUACAUCUGGUCUGCAUAUUGCCGGGGCAGACCUUCUUAACGAAAACCAACAACUACUAUCUCAGUGGGAUGGAUGUUUAAAUCGCAUUGCAACUUCAGUACCUGAAACUGAACCUGGCCAGUUGUAACUGUAUCACUAUCUAUCUUUUGGCUGGCUCUGUCGUGGAAUUAUUGAGGUAAGAUUUCAUAGUGUGUUCAGAACCAAUGUCAAAUUAUCAUAACUCUCUCAUGUGCUUAAUUGGAUCUCAUAGUGAAAAUAAAAAGGAAUCAAUAGAAUAAGAAACAAUGAUAGGAACCAUUUAUAGCUACAUUUCUAUUUUACCAUAACAAAGAAAGCAAGUUGCAGGCUUUGAUUAUUUUGUUUUCCCUUUUUUGUCUCAAGGCUGAAGGUUUUAGUAUUCUUUCAAGUUAUGUUUUUGAAAAUAGUAAUUGCUUCCAUUAAAAUUUUAGGAACAUCGAUCCUAAAAGACACAGUGACACUGCCUUGUGUCACGUUACGCAUGAAAAUGGUGGAAUCCUUGAGGCUUAUGCGGAAUAUUCCAAAGGGUUAGAAUAGAAACUAAGGCCGCACGGCUUGAAGGGUAAACAAACAAGUCCGUGACACUAGCCUGUCCUUCACAGUAAUAGAUUGAGGGAGGUUCGAGCUCCCAUUCCACUUGUGGAGUUACAUUCCAUUCAAUCUUGUUUGAUUGCAUCUGUACAAAUGCGUUAGCCCUUAAGGCCUUAAUGGAGGCAAGGGCCUUUAUUCAGGGUAGCAGUCCAUCUAGGAGAUACAAUUGAGUGACCAUGAACGCAGCCUUGGACAACUAUACAGGAAAUGGCCUUAUUUAGCAAAUCUGAUGUAAUUGGAAGUCAGAUUGUUUGUUUCUCCACAUUAAGGUUUCCUAAUUGGCUUGCCACUUCCCAUUUAUUCUUUUUUGAGUGUUCUAAUUAUCUGUUUGGAUUCAACAGCAUGCAUCAGGGAAAAAUUUUCAGGAUAUUCUUGAAGAAGCAUUCAUUCACCCCCUUCAAAUUGAAGGAGAGCUGUAUAUUGGGAUUCCUCCAGGCAGAUGUUUGUUGAAUUUUGUUUGCUUCACUGGGAAUAUAUUUCUGUUAUAUGCAUCCAAUAUUUCCCUUUGCGAAAUUGAAUAAUUUACUCCCUGAUGUUUGCUAUAUCAGAUUGUCUAUACAAAACUUGACAUUUCACUUA
Molecule: messenger RNA, 2483 nt
Organism: Ziziphus jujuba (common jujube)
Lineage: Eukaryota; Viridiplantae; Streptophyta; Magnoliopsida; Rosales; Rhamnaceae
Exons: 10
Coding region: 292-1422 (376 amino acids)
Source: RefSeq, a predicted model, not a curated record